CAAAUGGCAGUACACGCACACAGUUGUGUAAAUCUUAGCUAGAGAGAUUGCCAGAGUUCGCUUACGUGCCAUAGAAUUUAAUGAUGCAACGGCAUUCUGAUUUGUUUACAUAGCGCACGUCAGCUGUUGUCUGUCCGUGUGUGUGGGUGCGGUUGUGUAUGUGUGUCGGAAUACUUGGAAGCGAAUUUUAUCACUAGCGGAAAGAAAAAAUUCCACAUAAUUAUUUUGCUGAAGCCGCAGUUUACACAAAGAAGCAGAGCGACGAAGACGUGGCCCCAAGAGAGAGAGAAAUAAUAAUUAAAGAGAUAAUUGAAUAACUAUUAAUUACAAUGUGCGGAAUCUUCGCCUAUCUGAAUUAUCUGACGCCCAAGUCGCGUCAGCAGGUGCUGGAACUUCUGGUCAAUGGACUGAAGCGUCUCGAGUAUCGUGGCUAUGACUCAACCGGACUGGCAAUCGAUGCACCCUGUGAUUCCGAUUCCGAGGAUAACGGUAAUGAGAUACUCAUGGUGAAGCGCACGGGCAAAGUGAAGGUGCUGGAGGAUGCGAUUGGGGAGGUGUGUCUGGGAGAGGGAUACUCCCAGCCGGUGGACAUUCACAUUGGCAUUGCGCAUACGCGCUGGGCGACACAUGGAGUUCCCUCGGAGGUGAACUCGCAUCCGCAGCGAUCGGAUGUGGAGAACAGCUUUGUGGUGGUGCACAAUGGCAUCAUAACGAACUACAAGGAUGUGAAGACGCUGCUGGAGAAGCGGGGCUAUGUCUUUGAGUCCGACACGGACACGGAGGUCAUAGCCAAGCUGGUGCAUCAUCUGUGGCAGUCGCAUCCGGGCUACACCUUUGGCGAACUGGUCGAGCAGGCCAUCCAGCAGAUCGAGGGCGCCUUUGCCAUUGCUUUAAAGUCCAAGCACUUUCCCGGCGAGUGCGUCGCCUCGCGUCGUGGCUCCCCGCUCCUCGUGGGCAUCAAGGCCAAGACAAAGCUGGCCACGGAUCAUGUGCCCAUACUGUACACCAAGGCGCAUCGUCCACAUGGUCAGCCGCAGUUCCAGAUGCUGCCCAGCGGCGGCGGAGCACGGAAUGUGGAUGUCAGCGCCGAGUUCCAGCCGCUGGAGCACAAGGAGGUGGAGUACUUCUUUGCCUCGGAUGCCUCGGCGGUGAUUGAGCACACGAAUCGGGUCAUCUACCUGGAGGAUGACGAUGUGGCUGCCGUUAAACACGAUGGCACUUUGAGCAUUCAUCGUCUGAACAAAUCCUUGGAUGAUCCGCAUGCUCGGGAGAUCUGUACACUCAAGAUGGAGAUUCAGCAGAUCAUGAAGGGCAACUACGAUUACUUUAUGCUCAAGGAGAUCUUCGAGCAGCCGGAAUCCGUGGUAAAUACGAUGCGUGGACGCGUCCGCUUCGACACGCAGACCAUAGUGCUGGGCGGGAUUAAGGAGUACAUACCGGAGAUCAAGCGUUGCCGGCGUCUCAUGCUGAUUGCCUGUGGCACCUCCUAUCACAGUGCGGUGGCCACACGCCAGCUGCUCGAGGAGCUGACGGAGCUGCCCGUCAUGGUGGAGCUGGCCUCCGAUUUUCUGGACCGGAACACGCCCAUUUACCGGGACGACGUCUGCUUCUUCAUCUCGCAAUCGGGCGAGACGGCGGACACCUUGAUGGCCCUGAGGUACUGCAAGCAGCGAGGAGCUCUCAUCGUGGGCAUCACCAACACCGUGGGCAGCAGCAUCUGCCGGGAGUCGCACUGUGGCGUCCACAUCAACGCCGGACCGGAAAUCGGCGUGGCAUCCACCAAAGCCUACACCUCACAGUUCAUAUCGCUGGUGAUGUUCGCGUUGGUCAUGUCCGAGGAUCGUCUGUCGCUGCAGCAGCGUCGCCUCGAGAUCAUCAACGGUUUGUCGCAGCUGGACACGCACAUCCGGACGGUGCUGCAGCUGAACUCGCAGGUGCAGCAGCUGGCCAAGGAGCUGUAUCAGCACAAGUCGCUGCUGAUCAUGGGACGUGGCUUCAACUUUGCCACCUGCUUGGAGGGAGCACUAAAGGUCAAGGAACUGACCUAUAUGCACAGCGAGGGAAUCCUCGCCGGAGAACUUAAGCACGGUCCUUUGGCCCUGGUGGAUGAUGAGAUGCCCGUGCUGAUGAUCGUGCUAAGGGAUCCGGUUUAUACCAAGUGCAUGAACGCACUGCAGCAGGUCACAUCCCGCCGGGGUCGUCCCAUUCUCAUCUGCGAGGAGGGCGACUCCGAGACGAUGUCGUUCUCCACGCGUUCGCUGCAGAUACCGCGCACUGUCGACUGCCUGCAGGGUAUACUCACUGUCAUCCCCCUGCAGCUGCUGUCCUAUCACAUUGCCGUGCUCCGUGGCUGUGACGUCGAUUGUCCCCGGAAUUUGGCCAAGUCCGUAACCGUUGAGUAGGUGGAUACCCUUACCGGUGAAUCCCCUUGCCGCGCCAUAAGAAGAAUUCCAUUUUACUGACCGCUAUAAACCAGAGCGAUAUGCUUUAUGUAUUUUAUUAAAAUAUAUUUAGCCUUAAGUUGAACAAUUUGUUUAUUAUCCAUGUAACCCUUCAAGUAGCCAUUGCAUUUCUUAGAAUAUUGUGCUGUCAAAAGUUAAUUUCGUGUGUUGUGCAAUUAAAGUUAUAAAUGUAUUUCUAUUCCCAA
This is a messenger RNA of Drosophila innubila, 2647 nucleotides long. RefSeq names its product glutamine--fructose-6-phosphate aminotransferase [isomerizing] 1 (gene Gfat2). The transcript has a single exon. Bases 330 to 2402 code for a protein of 690 amino acids. Gene Ontology annotation, molecular function: carbohydrate derivative binding; L-glutamine:D-fructose-6-phosphate transaminase (isomerizing) activity. Lineage: Eukaryota; Metazoa; Arthropoda; Insecta; Diptera; Drosophilidae. Gene Ontology annotation, biological process: UDP-N-acetylglucosamine metabolic process; carbohydrate derivative biosynthetic process; protein N-linked glycosylation. The record is from RefSeq and is a predicted model, not a curated record.